Molecule: messenger RNA, 2330 nt
Organism: Solenopsis invicta (red fire ant)
Lineage: Eukaryota; Metazoa; Arthropoda; Insecta; Hymenoptera; Formicidae
Gene: beag
Product: protein Red
Exons: 3
Coding region: 180-1763 (527 amino acids)
Biological process (GO): mRNA splicing, via spliceosome
Cellular component (GO): nucleus
Source: RefSeq, a predicted model, not a curated record
CACCAGAGGUCUAUCAAAUUAAUUAGCUUGUUUAUCAUAAGGAUUCUGACGUUUCUGACGAAUUUGGACGGAUUCUUGACAUUUUGUAAAUACACAAAUUUAUUGGACGUUUUUACAUUGCGCAGGAAUCAUUAUUUUAUCUCCUACGACACUAGAAAGAAGGAAAACGGCCAGACAAGAUGCCCGAAACGGAGGAAGAAAUGGGUAUGUCCGUUCGCUUGACGAACGAUGAUUUUCGGAAGCUCCUGAUGACUCCGAGGGCAUCAGUACCCUCGGCCACUCCAGCUUCCGUACCAGGUACAGCGAGGGAUGCCAGUGCAAAAACCGCCCAAACCCCCCAGGUCAGCGGUGGUAGCCGGGCGGAGCUGCGAAGGAAGAAGAAGAGCUUUUAUGCAAAGCUGAAGAAGCAGGAGGAGGAUAAGAUGGCCGAGCUCGCAGAGAAAUACAGGGAUCGUGCGAGAGAGCGCAGGGACGGUACCAAUCAAGAUUACCAAGCGGAGGAUCCCAUGAACAACGCUAGCGCUUACCGGGCCGUCGCACCCGACUUGAAAUCUGGUAUGGAUGCUGCGGAGCGCAGGAGGCAGAUGAUUCAACAGUCCAAAUUCUUGGGUGGUGACAUGGAACACACUCACUUGGUCAAAGGCUUGGAUUACGCUCUUUUGCAAAAGGUUCGCAGUGAGAUCGAAGCAAAAGAAUAUGAGCAAGAGCAGGAGUUGGAAAAAUUAGUAAAGCCAAAGGAGAAAACAAAGAAGGAGCAACCUCCUGAGAAAAAAGAUGAUGAGAUGCAGUUCAAGACAAAGAUCGGUCGGAAUGUGUACAAGACCAUCAUGACUAUGAAAUCUAAGCAGAUUGAAAGAAACGAACUGUUCACGCCGGGUCGCAUGGCAUAUGUCAUCGAAUUAGAUGACGAGAACGCUGACGUCGACAUACCGACGACGCUUAUCAGAAGUAAGGCUGAUGUGCCAACGAUCGACAAUACACCAACUCUCACGACUAAUGAUAUCGUGAUCAACAAAUUGGCGCAGAUACUGUCGUACUUGCGUCAGGGUAGCCGCCACAGUAAGAAGGGCAAAAAGCUGAAGGAUGGACGCGGUCGCGGCGACGAGCUAAACGACAUAGAGAUUCAGCCACGGCCACCCGCUGCUGACGAGAGUAUUUAUGGCGAUAUUGGCGACUAUGUGCCGACAGUGACGAGUAAGAAGGAUGGACAAUCGCGUGAGAAGAAGAAGAGUUCAUACUUCGACAAGCCCGAGUCGAAUCUGGACACUGACGACAAGGCAAACGCACCGAAAUUGCCGAGCAUUUUACAACCAAAUGCGGUGGCUGUCGCUACAACCGCCGCCGCGGAUGGCAAUGCGCCGAAAAAGGGUGCGCUACUGAAUAAACUCGCGGCCGAACCAGAAGGAUACGCCGAGUGUUAUCCAGGCCUAGACGAGAUGCAAGAUGCUAUUGAUGACUCGGACGAUGAAGUGGAUUACACGAAGAUGGAUCUAGGCAACAAAAAGGGUCCGAUAGGCCGUUGGGACUUUGACACACCUGAAGAAUACAGCGAAUAUAUGAACAACAAAGAGGCGUUGCCCAAGGCAGCCUUUCAGUAUGGCGUAAAGAUGGCCGAUGGCAGGCGUACUAGGAAGUAUAAUAAAGAGAAAAAUGAGAAGGCGGAGCUCGAUCGCGAGUGGCAAAAGAUCCAGAAUAUUAUGAACAAGAGAAAAUCGACGACGACGAUCGAUGGUGCGUCCGAAUUUAAAGUACCACGAUAUUAAGCAUUCGACUUGCGAAUCUGUAUUUUCGAUCUGUAUUUAUCGCAUGAGAAUAUUAUUUGAUGACUCUAAAACUGUUAUCCUCGAAUUGUUGCGCGUUAGACGUGAAGAAGAAAAUACUUCGUUAGAAACGAUUUUUCUUUGUAUAAAUAAAUUUCUUUCAAAUUUUAAAGUAAUAUUCUUAUCACGACAAAUUUUUCAAUAACACGAAUAAAAUUAUGUCAAAUAAGAUGUAUUAUCUGUAUGAAAUGUUCCAAAAGGAACCAACUUAAAUAAGAAAAUUGUAUAUGUUGUAUCAUAGACUUCUAAUAUAAUCUUACAUUAAAACCUGUAAUACAAUAGUUUAUUUUACGAAAUAUUUUUUUCUCAACAGCAUAUAUAUAUAAGCACAUAUUUAGUCAGUGCAUAUUACUCCGAAUGUAAUAUUUAAUAUAAAUAUAUAUACACACCCCUCAUAUGUAAUUUUCGUAUGUAUUAUUUAUCAUAUUUUGCAAUUAUAAAAGUAAACUUGUUAUACAUCUUAAUUUUAAUUAAAGCAAUAAUAAAAGCAAAGUAAAAUUCCUAAACAAA